UAUUAUUACUGUCACUUCAUUUCAUUAGUAGAAACUGAUUCCAGAAUACUAAGAAGCUCUCUGAUGGAUCGAUUUGGAAAUAAGGUUACACCUGCAAAGAACUAUACUCUUAUAGAUUUCGUAAAGGAAAAGUUGAAUGAAUUGAAGAAUUAUGAUAAUAUUGCAAAUAAGGACUCACCACUUGUUUCCAUUAAAAACUUUGAAGACAUUCAUAUGGAUGCGGACCUACUAAAGGCAGUUUAUGCAGCUGGAUUCAAUAGACCCUCCAAAAUACAAGCAAAUGCGUUGCCACUCCUAUUGGCAGAUCCGCCCUUAAACUUAGUCGCACAAAGUCAAUCUGGAACCGGAAAGACGGCUGCUUUUGUGUUGGCAAUGUUAACCCGUGUAAAUAAAAAACUAAAUUAUCCUCAGGUUAUCUGCUUAUGCCCAACGUAUGAGCUUGCAAUACAGACAGGUGAGAUCUGUACUAAACUGUCUGCAGGUAUCACAGUGAUAUAUGCAGUGCGUGGCGAACCCAAUCCAUCUGUAGCUCAAAUCACGGAACAGAUUAUUAUUGGAACUCCCGGAAAAGUCAUGGAUUGGGGAAUUAAAUACAAGUGGUUUGAUCUCAGUAAGAUUAGGGUCUUUGUUUUAGAUGAAGCUGAUACCAUGGUUUCUACUCAAGGUCAUCAUGAUCGAUGUAUUCGUAUUCAUAGAAAACUUGACUUGAGUUGCCAGAUGAUUUUCUUUUCCGCAACAUACGAUGAUGAAGUGCUCGAUUUUGUGCAAUACAUGGUGCCUAAUCCUAAGAUUAUAAGAUUGCCGCGUGAACAGGAAUGCCUUGAUAAUAUCAAGCAGUAUUAUGCUUUAUGCCGAGGCGAGGAAUCAAAAUAUACAGCAAUACAAAAUAUUUAUGGUGGGAUUACAAUUGGUCAAGCAAUUAUUUUUUGCAAUACUCGUAAAUGUGCUGCCUGGCUAACAAGGAAACUAACUAAGGAUGGUCACUCUGUUGCCGUGCUCUCGGGAGAAUUAAAUAUUGUAGAACGUCUUUCUAUUUUAGACCGCUUUAGAGCAGGACUUGAAAAAGUCUUGGUGACUACUAAUGUCUUAUCACGAGGCAUAGAUGUCACACAGGUGACAUUAGUUGUGAACUUUCAUAUGCCAAUCUUGCAUGGUGACGAGAAACCUGACUACGAUACAUACUUGCAUCGCAUUGGGCGCACUGGAAGAUUCGGGAAACAUGGUAUAGCUUUAAAUUUAGUUGAAAACGAAAAUGACAUGAAGCUAUUACGCUCUUUUGAGGCACAUUUCAGGAAACCUAUAAAACUUCUUAAUACCAAUGACUCUGAUGAAGUUCAUAAACUAGAACAUUAA
Molecule: messenger RNA, 1353 nt
Organism: Teleopsis dalmanni
Lineage: Eukaryota; Metazoa; Arthropoda; Insecta; Diptera; Diopsidae
Product: DEAD-box helicase Dbp80-like
Exons: 10
Coding region: 64-1353 (429 amino acids)
Biological process (GO): poly(A)+ mRNA export from nucleus
Cellular component (GO): cytoplasmic stress granule; nucleus
Molecular function (GO): ATP binding; RNA binding; RNA helicase activity
Source: RefSeq, a predicted model, not a curated record